Messenger RNA from Caenorhabditis remanei, 342 nucleotides. RefSeq lists its product as uncharacterized. The record is from RefSeq and is a predicted model, not a curated record. The transcript is spliced from 3 exons. NCBI's taxonomy places the organism in Eukaryota, Metazoa, Nematoda, Chromadorea, Rhabditida, Rhabditidae. Bases 1 to 342 code for a protein of 113 amino acids.
AUGAUUCGCCUUAUAGCUAUCUCUAUUUCAAUUAUAAACGUUGUUAUUUCUCAAGAUAAUGCCGCUGACUUAGAAUUCUCUCCCUAUGUAUUCAAACAUGUCGAUAUUCCGUUUAAAAAUAACAACUACGCCAAGGAUUGGUUCGGAUCUGAUGUGGCACUUGUGCAACAUCCACUUUUAGCCCCCGCCAAAUCCAUCAAACCAGGAAACCCAGUCUCUCUUCCAACUAUUGCCCCACUUGUCGUCAAAUGGUCUGAUUUGAAUAAUGUGAAAAUUAACGAACAAAUCGGACAGAACUUCGAGAAACGUGUGGACUCUCAUGUUUGGUGGCCGAAUAAGUAA